This is a messenger RNA of Phanerochaete carnosa HHB-10118-sp, 2180 nucleotides long. RefSeq lists its product as uncharacterized. The transcript has 12 exons. Gene Ontology annotation, cellular component: nucleus; Mre11 complex. The coding region runs from base 42 to 2180 and encodes 712 amino acids. Gene Ontology annotation, biological process: telomere maintenance; mitotic G2 DNA damage checkpoint signaling; mitotic intra-S DNA damage checkpoint signaling. NCBI's taxonomy places the organism in Eukaryota, Fungi, Basidiomycota, Agaricomycetes, Polyporales, Phanerochaetaceae. Gene Ontology annotation, molecular function: DNA endonuclease activity; 3'-5'-DNA exonuclease activity; manganese ion binding. The record is from RefSeq and is a predicted model, not a curated record.
CUCGCUUGCGCGUAUCUGAACGCAAGGAGUAGCAGCCAGCAAUGUCUCCCCAUCUACCAUCUAGCACACAAGGAGUGACAGGAACUAUGUCCGGCGGGAACGCCUUUUCUGAGGAUACCUUCCGGAUAUUGGUCGCCACAGACAACCACAUAGGGUACAUGGAACGAGAUGCCAUACGUGGCCAGGACUCUAUCGACACUUUCAGAGAGAUAUUGCAGUUGGCGGUCAAGAACGAUGUCGACUUUCUUUUACUUGCAGGAGAUCUCUUCCACGAAAACCGUCCCUCUCGAGAUACACUAUACCAGGUGAUGGCGCUCCUCCGGGAGUACUGUAUGAACGAUCGCCCUAUUCAGAUCGAGCUUUUGAGCGACCCAGAAGAAGGAAAGGCUCCCGAGGCUUCUUUCCCGGCUAUAAACUACGAAGAUCCCAACUUAAAUAUCGGAAUGCCGGUGUUCUCGAUACAUGGCAAUCAUGACGACCCACAAGGUGUAGGCCCAAAAGGCGCCCUCGCUGCUCUUGAUAUGCUUUCCGUGGGCGGCCUCGUCAAUUACAUCGGCAAAUUCGAUCUCUCGUCCAGUGCGACGAGCACAGAGGAUAAUGGAAUUAUUAUCAAGCCUGUGCUGCUUCGCAAGGGUAACUCACGACUGGGCUUGUACGGCGUCGGCAAUGUCAAGGACGCACGAAUGCACUUCGAACUUCGAAGCAACCGUGUUAAGAUGUACAUGCCCAAGGACAAGGAUGACUGGUUCAACAUCCUACUUCUGCACCAGAAUCGUGUACCUCACGGUCCUCAACAGUCCGUCCCGGAGGCUAUGUUUGAUGACAGCAUAGACUUCGUUAUCUGGGGGCACGAACACGACUGUCGCGUUGAACCUGAGGUAGUCGAAGGGAAGCGGUACCGGAUUUGUCAGCCUGGCUCUUCGGUCGCGACAUCCCUUUCUGCCGGCGAGUCCUUGGAAAAGCAUGUGGCUUUGAUGGAGAUACACGGUAAGGAGUACAGGCUGACUCCGAUACCCCUACGGACAGUGCGGCCUUUCAUUAUGGACGAGCUCGUACUUGAAGAGGCCGCAGAGCAAGAAGGCGUAAACGUAAACGACCGGAUGGAAACAGCCAAAAUCCUGAAGUCUGCAGUAGAAGCGCUAAUCGAGAAAGCGUACAAGGCCUGGGAUGAGCGGAACGAACAAGCGCUACAGCUUGGCGAGCCCGAAAUCCCGCGCAUGCUCCCUCUCAUCCGCCUCAAGGUUGACACCACUGGCGUCACAGAGACGAUCAACCCUGUGCGGCUGAGCCAAGAGUUCCAGGGCCGCGUUGCGAAUCCGCGGGACGUCUUCAUCUUCAAUCGUGCAAAGCAGCAGCGCCAGGCGAAAGUUCACAUGGAAGAACCGGAUCUAAGCAUCGACGACCCAGACCUCACAACCCAGGAAAAGUUGCACAAGGUGCGGAUGCACACGCUCGUGCAGGAAUAUCUCGAAGCGCAGCAGGUACAGGUCCUUGCCGAGCCGGGUAUGUCUGACGCGCUCGAGAUGUUUAUCAAUAAGGACGACAUCCAUUCAUUCGAGAGCCAUUACAGGAACACGCUCAAGAACAUGCAGAAAGGUGUUCAGGUCGACGUGUCUGAAGACAACAUCGAGGAGGAUGAUCUCAAUGCGCUGGUUGAGAAGGCGAGGGAGAAGCUAGAGAAAGAGUACGUCAAGAAGAAUGUAGGUAGCUCUGCGAAUGGAAAGGGCAAGGCCAAGGCACAGCAGGAGAAGGGUGGCGACUCCGACGACUCCAUGUUGAUGGACAUGGGCGUUGCGACUCACGCACAGCCCGAUUCUGACGAGGAGGAAGAAGAAGAAGCUGCGCCUAAGAAGACGGCAACGAGGGGAAAGAAAGCUGCGCCAACGAAGAAAGCCCCAGCAAAAAAGGCACCCGCGAAGCGAGGAAAGAAGGCCGCGUCCUCAGACGACGAGGAGGACAAUUUUGAGCAGGAGGAAGACGAAGAAGAGGAGGAAGAAAAGAAGACAAAGAAGCGGGCGGCUGCGACAACCAAAGCGAAGAAGGCACCGGCGAAAAAGGCGGCGGCCAGUUCUUCAAAACAGGCUACGCUUAGCUUUGCACCUUCGCAGCGCGCGCCUCGUGCCGCUGCGACCCGAGGUAGAAAGAAGACGGCGGAAGUUGUUGAUGACAGCGAUGACUAG